Messenger RNA from Aspergillus wentii DTO 134E9, 2938 nucleotides. RefSeq lists its product as uncharacterized. Bases 318 to 2834 code for a protein of 838 amino acids. The record is from RefSeq and is a predicted model, not a curated record. NCBI's taxonomy places the organism in Eukaryota, Fungi, Ascomycota, Eurotiomycetes, Eurotiales, Aspergillaceae. The transcript has a single exon.
CUAGCAUAGUAGAAUUUAAUCUGUAGACUCAAACAAAUAAUGAAUAAAAACUCAUGCUAUCGUGACUGGAGUUGUAUUGCCUCAAUGACAGUCAAUACGGCCACUGUUUUCCUCUCUCUCUCUUGUCCCUCUUUCUGCUCUUUUUUCUUUCCUUUCUUUCUUCUUUUUUCUCUUCUUCUGCAAACAAAGCGUUAGACAACUGAUUCUCUCUAGCUUCACCACAAAGCUUUUUCGUUUCGUCUCGCUUUAUCAUCCUUUUUUUUUCGGAUCCCUUUUAAACAAUAUCUCGUAUCCUUUCCAAAAAUUUCCCCCCAGAAAUGCACAGAAGACACUCAAUCUGUCAGCUGGGACUACCCUCUGUUGUCGACUCUUUGGACGACUUCUUUGGAUGUCAGGAAAAGCCUCGCAACGUCGAUGACAUGUACGUUCGCAGAACUCGUUCUUCGAACCCCAUCAUGCCUUCAACCAGAUUCCCGCAGGUUGAUGGCCCGUCUGAGCGUCGUAAGGCUGUCAAGAGAAGCAACAAGAAGAAAAAGAAGAAUAAGAACCAGAGCAACGGCGAGGUUCAGGAGAGCGAUAGCGUCAACAACGCCAACCACAGCGACUCACCUCCGUCUUACUCCAGUGUUGCUGAAAAUACUGGGCCUUCCAAGCUAGCGGGAGUCAACGCAUCCAUGCCUCUCAUAAUAAAUGGGUCUUCUUGGAGAGCUGGCGUCGAUAACAGACCUGACCAGGGCCAAGCUUCCAACGACGAUAUCUUUCCCUUUGAGAUGGGCGCCGGAGCCUUCACUGACUUCUCAAUGGCCGGGGCUUCGUCAUCUGCUGCUCAGCAGCCGCACCAGAUGCAUCCUAAUGUGUCACAGGCCUUCGCAUCACUUCAACACACCAUGCAGGCCACGGCUCCGGGUGCACCAUCACCAAACCAUUUUCAAAGUAGUCGCGCUGAGACCUUUGAUCCUUCGAAACCACCGCAAUACCUGUCAAGCAAUGAUUGUGUUGGUACCCAAAGCUCAGCCGUUACCUUUCGUUCCCCUUCAGCAGUUACAACUGAAGAUACCAUUCACGCUUCGAGCGCCCAAAGUGAGAUGGCUAAAUUCGCUCAUCAACCUCACAUGUCCCACGAAGGACAGUCCCAUCCGCUAUAUUGCCAAGUCCACGGAAGAACGGCGUGCCACUUCAACCAUGGAUGUUGCGUGCAUCGACCUGAAAAUUGUUCGGUUUGUCCGCAAAAGCGCUCCUGCUGCUGCAUUCAUCACGCUGGAGAUUGUUGUCACUGCCUGUUCUCUCGGCCACCUGGAUACCCUAAGGCAAAUGACAAGCCACAGGGUGACAUGUUCAUGCCCGCAUACCCACCACCGCCAGGCCCAGUUGUUGCAGGCCCCAUGCAGGGAGCACCUAGCAUAUCUAACCACAGGCCCGGGCAAUAUUCUACCAGCACCGCUGAAAUGAACAGAGCUCAUGGCGCAAACAAACAAUGGGGCACGUACCCUGAACAUCGAGCUGUUCCCAUUGGGCUGAAUGUUCCCCCAGGUUUCAAUAUUCCUCAAGGUCCAAUUCCAAGCCAGAUGCCACCAGCGUUUGCGUUCACAGAUCCGUCGAACAAGAAUACACAGGGAAAUCUCGAGCAUCUUGCAACGCAUACCCUUGGUCUUUUUGAAAACGAGCAAUUCAGUGACUUUCAGAUCGUACUCAAGUCAGCUAAGGGCCUAUUUUUCCCAAUCACGUUCCGCACCCACAAAACUUUGAUGGCUCGUAGUCCACUCAUAAACUCCAUCCUGAAGUCACCAGCUCCCCAAGAAGGACACAGUGAGGUCACGGCGAUUGCGGGCGAGAACUUUUGUAUGUUUAAGGCGUUCCGUAUCGUGCUGCAAAAUUUGUAUGGCUUGCCUGUUCUCGACACAGAGAAUCUCAGAUAUGCAGCUAUUUCGUCUUUAGGGUACACCGAGGAGAACAUUCAAGCGUGCCCGUUCUCAAUCAACUUGGCAGUGGCGGACUUUGCUCUAUGCUAUGCUGCAGCUGGAGCUUUCUUCGAACAGAGUGAAAUCGUCGAGAUUGGUAUCAAAAUCGCUAUUAGCUUUAUCAGCUGGGAGAACAUCGAGAUGGUUCUCUACUUUAGUUUGUGCCUGUGGAAAUUCGCUAUUGUUUCUCCUAGUGACGCAGACACCGAAGUCCCAUCAGCCCACGACAAAGAGCCAGCCGGGGCCAUCCAAGGAAAACCGGACAGCCAGGCUUCAAUUGGAGAGCUUGAAGAAGUGUGGGUUCCGCGUCUGGUAACAUCUGCAAUUGAGUUCGUUGCCCGUCACGUCCAACCGGGCUUCAAGUUAUACACUCAGGCACAAACUAGGGACAUGCCGGACAGAAUCCCAAAAGACCUGCGAGUGCCAAAGCAGCCCCUUUCUAACCCAAAGCUAGCGGAAGUGAAAUUCGGGUCUCUGGAGUCUCUCGAGGAACAGAAACCGAGUCACGAGGUUGGAAUUGCCUCUGCGAUCUUAAUCUGCUUGCCAUUUGAGAAACUGAAGGAAGCAUUCGCAAUUAUGGGAUCUCGCCAGGUCUUAACAAGCGCCCUUGCCCAGGAAAUUGUCGUUGAGCGUGAGACGCGUCGUUUGCAUGCACUCCAGAUUUACUCCAAACAAGGUGGCGAGUACGACGACAACAAAAUUUCUGAUGAGAUUCGGCCCUUGGGGUACCGGGAGUUCUGUACCUCUAAGGGUGUCCUCUCAGGAACGCGUGAGCCUGCUUUGAUGGAUUUCUCACUGGAAAGGGAGUGGGUUGGGCUUGCAGUGGUUGAGAUCACAGUGGUUCAUCACAAAAAGGUCUCUCAAAGCAAAAAAUAAGACAGCCAUGCAGUCUUAGAGCCCUCCCUCCUUCCCACUUACUUUUAAGUCUUUGUCUGAAGUGGUUUGAAGUAGAUUUUGAAGAAAGAAGAUGUCUGGUUGUG